This is a messenger RNA of Tigriopus californicus, 1143 nucleotides long. Its product is annotated as zinc transporter ZIP1-like. Gene Ontology annotation, biological process: zinc ion transmembrane transport. Lineage: Eukaryota; Metazoa; Arthropoda; Copepoda; Harpacticoida; Harpacticidae. Gene Ontology annotation, cellular component: plasma membrane. The record is from RefSeq and is a predicted model, not a curated record. Gene Ontology annotation, molecular function: zinc ion transmembrane transporter activity.
UGUGGCCGUGACAGAAGGAAAAAAAAACAGGUAGAUAGUGAACGUACGAACCACACGAAAGGAAAUGCAUUAACACAUCGCAUGAGUCGGAAGCCCAACCAUUCAAUAUGGGGGUCCUCACCGCAAAAGUUGUGUCCAUGUGUGUCUUGGGAGGCGUGUCACUUAUCGUGGGCAUCCUUCCCAUCAAGCUUUCGCAAUAUUUUGAUUGGAAAUCAGAACGGAGCAAGAAAAGUAAUUUCUUACUCUCCGCAUUGUCUUGCUUUGGAGCCGGAGUCAUCUUGACCACAUGUUUAACUCACAUGUUACCCGAAGUCAACGAGUUCCUCGAGUUCAAUAUCCAACAACAAACCAUCCCCGACACCGGGUUACCUUUGGCCGAGAUCUUUGUCCUCUGUGGAUUUUUCAUGAUCUACAUAGUGGAGGAACUGGUCCACAUGGUCAUUCAACGGUGGCACACGGAAGGAUUUGAGUCUGGCCGUAGCAAUACCGAGCUUACGGAGAAUGCAGUUCAAGAAUUGGAGGCGGAGGCCUCCCAUGGGGAUUUGGGUCAUCAAACAGUUGGGAUUGAUAUCAUGACCGCUAAUGAGGGGUCAUUUCAGUCAUCCUUGCGUGGGUUCUUGGUGAUCUUGGCCUUGUCACUUCAUGCAGUUUUCGAGGGCAUCGCCGUUGGAUUAACCAACAAAGAAGCCAACGUUUGGUACCUACUGUUCGCCAUUGCCGCUCAUAAGUAUGUGAUCGCAUUCUGUCUCGGCAUCCAAUUCGUUACCACGGGAAUCCGGCCCUUCCUGAUUAUCAUUUACAUUGGCGUGUUUUCCCUCAUUUCCCCUUUUGGCAUUCUGAUUGGCACCUUGCUCACUGGAACGGUCUCCGUAGAUGAAGAACUCCAAAACCCAACUGUCACCAUUUUACAAGGAUUGGCCACGGGAACCUUGCUUUACGUGGUCUUCUUUGAAGUCUUGGAGAACGAGCGAAGGCAGAAGAAGAUGAAAGGAAUCUAUCAAGCCUUAUUCGUGAUAUUGGGAUUCCUGGUGAUGAUUGUGGUCCAAUUAGUAGAAGUCAACGGAAAAGAUCCUGAGGAUUUGCCCUCAAAAGUGGCACAUCAUAGUUGCGUCCUUGACCCUAAAAUGAUCGCCAAUUUCUCUA